CCUGGGAACCGGCGCCGAUCCGUGGGCGCGCCACAGCUAAGAAGGGGACCCUGAGAAGGGAUCGGCCGCGGCCAAGGUCCCUGGAAACCCCGCCCCAGCUCACGCUGCCGACGGCGGCUGUAGAGGUUCUGCGUGAGGCCCGGGCUCCUGGACUUCGCCUUUCCCGAGCCCUGGAGGUGAGGAGGAGGGCUGAGCGGUUCGGUCCUGCAGCCCAGAGCCCCCAAGCCGCGCUUCCAGAAGUCGAAAAAGCCGACCUUGUGCUGUGAAGACAUUUCCCAAGUGCUUCUUGUUAGCCAGCAAAUCCGACCCGCAAGGCCUGGAAAGAGGUGAUUUUUAGGUUGUGGAGAGGUGAUCUUAUCCAGCUCCGCUUCCCUGGGACCCACCGUGGGACCUGAGGCAGAACUGGGGUGGACUUGGCCUCCUCCAUGGCACACCGGCUGCAGAUACGACUGCUGACGUGGGAUGUGAAGGACACGCUGCUCAGGCUCCGCCACCCCGUAGGGGAGGAGUAUGCUGCCAAGGGCCGGGCCCACGGACUGGAGGUGGAACCCUCAGUCCUGGAACAAGGCUUCAGGCAGGCGUACAAGGCUCAUAGCCGCAGCUUCCCCAACUACGGCCUGAGCCACGGCCUCACCUCCCGCCAGUGGUGGCUGGACGUGGUCCUGCAGACCUUCCACCUGGCGGGUGUCCGGGAUGCUCAGGCUGUGGCGCCCAUCGCCGAACAGCUGUAUGAAGAUUUCAGCAGCCCCUGCACCUGGCAGGUGCUGGAUGGGGCUGAGGACACCCUGAGGGGGUGCCGUACACGGGGUCUGAGGUUGGCAGUAGUCUCUAACUUUGACCGACGGCUAGAGGGCAUCCUGGCAGGUCUUGGCCUGCGUGAGUACUUUGACUUUGUGCUGACCUCUGAGGAUGCUGGCUGGUCCAAGCCGGACCCUCGCAUUUUCCAGGAGGCCUUGCGUCUUGCUCAUAUGGAACCUGCAGUGACCGCCCAUGUUGGGGAUAAUUACCUCUGUGAUUACCAGGGGCCUCGGGCUGCGGGCCUGCACAGCUUCCUGGUGGUUGGCCCACAGGCAGUGGACCCCAUGGUCAGGGAUUCUGUGCCUAAAGAACACAUCCUCCCCACUCUGGCUCAUCUCCUGCCUGCCCUUGACCACCUAGGGGGCUCAACCCCAGGACUUUGAGGCUGGUGAGGGAAGUGGCUGGGCCCUAGGCCGUGGAGAAAACCCAAAACAAACCCUGCAGACAGGGAGCCCCUUCUUUCUCCAAAGCUCUGGACUUUCCUGGUCUCCCUGCGGCCUUCAUCACCUAUUCUGAUAAUAAAGCAGUUUGAGUGCUGGGCUCUCAGCCUUGCCCCACUAA
Molecule: messenger RNA, 1359 nt
Organism: Cebus imitator (Panamanian white-faced capuchin)
Lineage: Eukaryota; Metazoa; Chordata; Mammalia; Primates; Cebidae
Gene: HDHD3
Product: haloacid dehalogenase like hydrolase domain containing 3
Exons: 2
Coding region: 426-1181 (251 amino acids)
Source: RefSeq, a predicted model, not a curated record